Toxorhynchites rutilus septentrionalis is the source of this 11073-nucleotide messenger RNA. RefSeq names its product deoxyribodipyrimidine photo-lyase (gene phr). Lineage: Eukaryota; Metazoa; Arthropoda; Insecta; Diptera; Culicidae. The record is from RefSeq and is a predicted model, not a curated record. Gene Ontology annotation, molecular function: deoxyribodipyrimidine photo-lyase activity. The transcript is spliced from 3 exons. Gene Ontology annotation, biological process: photoreactive repair. The coding region runs from base 131 to 1747 and encodes 538 amino acids.
UCUCUGAAAUAGACGUUGUUUUGUUUUGGUUUCUUCAGAAGUAGUUUAGUUGGAAAAUCCUUUUUUCAUAUUCCCGCCUUGUUUUCUAAAGUCUAGUGAAGCGAAUAGAAUUAGCAUUUCUGUUGGGUGAAUGUUCAUGAGAGAAUUAUUAAUACUUUCUAGAAAAUUACAUUGCGUUCUAUUUUGCAGCAAGUUUACAGUUAACAUGUCGAAAAAAGCAGUUGAAGAACCAGCUGGAAAAAAGGCAAAGUUAGAUAGCUCAUCCCAGCAGAAUGCAAAAAUUCAAGGGCCCUCAACGGUGUCAGACAGUUUCGCGGAGAAGUUCAAAUCAAAUAGACGAGAAACGGCUACCUCGGUUCUUGAUUUUGAUUUCAAGAAAAAACGCGUGAGAAUGUUGUCCAAUGCUAAAGAAGUUGGGGAAGGGAAAAACGGUAUAGUGUAUUGGAUGUCACGAGAUGGCCGUGUGCAGGACAAUUGGGCUUUUUUGUUCGCCCAAAAACUCGCUCUUAAAAACGAACUUCCUUUGCAUGUCUGCUUCAGUUUGGUUCCCAAAUUCCUUGAUGCUACGAUCAGACAUUUUAAGUUCAUGCUAAAAGGACUCGAGGAAGUUGCCAGUGAAUGUGAAUCUCUAAACAUAAACUUUCAUAUGCUCUCGGGGCUUGCAAAGGACACUAUUCCAAAGUUUGUGAAAGAACAUCGAAUGGGCGCCGUGGUAUCCGAUUUCAGUCCAUUACGAGUUCCAAUGCAAUGGGUUGACGAUGUUUCCAAAGCGUUGCCAGCAGAUGUACCUUUCUGCCAAGUGGAUGCGCAUAACAUAGUGCCACUCUGGGUAACAUCCGACAAACAAGAGUAUGCCGCUCGUACUAUCCGUAAUAAAGUUAACAAUAAUCUCAACACGUACCUGACAGAAUUCCCUCCCGUUAUCAAACAUGCUCACAAAGCUUCUUUCAAAGCUAAUUCCAUUGAUUGGACAAAGCUUCUGGCCACGUUGGAAGUUGACAGAACUGUAGAUGAAGUUUCUUGGGCCGUACCUGGGUACACUGGCGGAGUCACAACGUUGCAAAGCUUUGUCGAGAAACGUUUGCGAAAAUUCAGCACGAAGAGGAAUGACCCCACAAACGAUGCUUUGUCAAAUCUUUCGCCAUGGUUUCACUUUGGUCAGAUUUCAGUGCAACGAUGUGUGCUUGCAGUGAAACAGUAUGGCAAAGGAUUUUCCGAAGGAGUUGCCGCGUUCUGUGAAGAAGCUAUUGUCCGCCGGGAAUUGGCAGAUAACUUUUGUUAUUAUAAUAAAAAUUACGAUAGUUUGAAGGGUGCAUACGAUUGGGCCCAGAAAACACUGAAUGAUCAUCGCAAGGACAAAAGGAUAUAUGUUUACAGCCGGGAACAGCUAGAACAGGCGAAAACGCACGAUGACCUAUGGAAUGCUGCGCAGAUACAAAUGGUCAACGAAGGUAAAAUGCACGGCUUCCUUCGAAUGUAUUGGGCUAAAAAGAUCCUCGAGUGGACCAAAACGCCGGAAGAGGCACUGGAGAUCGCUAUCUAUCUGAACGAUCGUUAUCAGCUGGAUGGACGGGACCCGAAUGGAUAUGUUGGCUGCAUGUGGUCCAUUGCGGGCAUUCAUGAUCAGGGAUGGCGCGAAAGAGAAGUUUUUGGCAAAAUUCGUUACAUGAAUUAUGAAGGAUGUAAGCGGAAAUUCGAUGUUGCCGCUUUUGUUGCACGUUACGGUGGGAAAGUGUAUCGAAAAUAGAUACAUAUGGCCAGUGGCGUCGAGUGGAGCUUUCGCACCCGGGGCCAUCGGGGAAGAGUCGAUUUGCACCCCACCACCCCGCCGGAAAAGGAAUAAAUCAUAUUUAUCCAAUUUAUUCAUACUAAUUCGGUUCAUUCUGCACCACUAAAAUCGUGCACCCGGAGGCGGUCCGCCCUCUCCGCACCCUCCAGUCGACGCCACUGCAUAUGGCCUACAAUGGAUAUGUUCAAUGAGUAUUACGUUACAUUAAUUUUUUUGUUUGUAACAAAUUAGUAUUUAAUGAUAGAUAGAAUGGAAACUUUACAAUGCAUCGUUUUUGGAAGAAUGAUCCGUUACCAUACAUAUAAAUACAAUCCUGUAGCAUUUUUGUCGAAAUCAGCUUCGAAGCUUAAAUAUUUAUUCUAAUUUAUUUUGUGAACACAUUUGUUUCAAUCCACACUUCUUCUUCUUCUUCAAUGGCACUAACGUUCCUAGAGGAACUUCGCCGUCUCAACGUAGUAUUACUUGCGUCAUUGUUAUUAGUACUUAGUUGAGAUUUCUAUGCCAAAUAACACGCCUUGAAUGCAUUCUGAGUGGCAAGCUCUAGAAUACGCGUGAUCACAGUGCAAGUCGGAGGAAAUUUCUUUGACGAAAAAUUCCCCCGACCAGAACGGGAAGCGAACCCGAACACCCGGCAUGUUAGUUAUGACGCUAACCACUCGGCCACGGGAGCACAAUCCACACACGUAUAGUAUAAUUUCUCGUGCAAAUACUCAUUCUUCGAAGUAAAUGGAAGACUAAUAAAUGUAUGUUUCAGAGGAUAAAACAAAAACCGCUGUUAAUAUUUUGGGAAAAAAUUCAGAUUAUUUUAUCUUUUAUAUCAAAUAUGAACGAAAAAAACAUCAGUCCAAGUAGGAGUCAAAUGUUCAUACGGAAGUGACUUCAGAAGGACUUUCGACAAGUUCAUAGAAUUUCGAACAAACAGACCCGGGAUAUUAAUGCUGACGUGGUGCUUUCAAACCAUCUGGCGUUCAACUGAGAGGCUGGUGUAAAUUGAUUUUGAUUUACACAAAAGAAACUAUUCCUUCGUUCAAUGCAGCAGUUGCUGUCGUUACAUUUCACUAUUUGCAAAAGGUACUGAAAUGUCCUCACGUGGCGAGCAAACCGCUUCAUCGAUUUUUGGAGUUUACGGACUAAAUGUAUUCUGAUUUGACGGGAUCACUAGGUUGUUCCACACAUCAGCUAACAAUUCCCCUGCUUACUCAAAAUGUUUCGAUUCCAGUUCAGGGUCCCUUGUUCUAAGUUUUUUCAUCCAAGUAAGAUCCGUCAUGAUCAUGAGGAAGUAUUGAAUCUGCUUACCCCCGAAAAAGAGGGCCAUCCGUUCAACUCGGUCGAAAGCACUGUGUUCUGGAGGAUUUGUAGCACCGAAAAUUAUUCAAUCGAAAAUUUCUAUGAUCUUUUUAUAACAGUGGUUACGUUUUGAUUCCUUCCGUGAAACGCAAGAAGUUGGAUGUAAAAGCAGUCAAAAUGAAGUUUGUGGGCUACUCGACACAGCAUAAGGCGUUCCGGAUGUUGGAUAUACGUACCGGAGAAAUCAAAAUUAGUCGCGACGUUCGAUUUUUGGAUUUUAAUGACAAAUUAAUAGAGGACCAUCUUCAGGAGGAGAAUCCACCCGAAAACCAACAGCGGUCGGUAAAGUCGUCAAGUUCAUCUGUUGCGGAAAAUAUUGAGUGGAAGCUGGAGGAAUUCCCGAGGCCGACUGAAGACUCUGACGAUGUUAAAUCCGAGGAAGACGAGUUCCACGGAUGGGACGAUGCGGAAGAGGGAUGAUCUUACGAUGAUUCUGGUGAAGGCGAUUUACUGCAUAUUCUCAGAAAAAAUGAUGACGAGGAAAACGCUACAGUGGUAGAAGAAACGCAGGGACAACCAUUGCGUCGUUCAGAGAGAUCCACAGCUGGUGUUUUACCGGUUCGUUAUCAGAAUGGAGCGCGUCUGGUGAAGGAGAACAUAUCCGAACCACGGUCGUAUCGUGAAGCCAUGUCUAGCCCGCAAUGUGCCGAAUGGAAAUCGGCGAUGGACGAGGAGAUACAGUCGCAUCGAGGUAACGAAACCUGGGAGCUUACAGAACUUCCACCGCAUCGCAAGACUAUCGGAUGCAAGUGGAUCUAUAAAUGCAAGAUAGACGAGAAUGGUAAACUUGUGCGCUAUAAGGCUCGUUUGGUGGCACAAGGUUUUUGCCAAAAGUUCGGGUCAGACUACGAUUUAGUUUUUGCACCCGUCGUGAAGCAGAUAACGUUCCGGAUGAUGCUGACAGUGGCCAGUUCGAGAAAAAUGUUAACCAAACACAUCGACACAAAAACAGCGUAUCUUUACGGGCAUAUUCAGGAGGAUAACGUUCCGGAUGAUGCUGACAGUGGCCAGUUCGAGAAAAAUGUUAACCAAACACAUCGACAUAAAAACAGCGUAUCUUUACGGGCAUAUUCGGGAGGAAAUCUACAUGCGACAGCUUUCUGGUUACGAAAUUGGAAAUAAGGAUGAGGUUUGCAGGCUGAAGCGAAGUUUGUACGGACUUAAACAGACCGCUUGUGCAUGGAACAAGCGAAUUGACGAGGUCCUCAAGAGCAUGAGUUUCCAUCCUUCGAAAUCUGACCCGUGUCUGUACAUAAGAGAGACAGCGUACUGUUUUCUAUUAAUUUAUGUUGACGACAUUAUCGUCAUUUGUGCAACAAAAAGCGAAUUUGAUGAUAUCGUUCUUUUCUUUUUUUUUUCUUUUUUUUUUUUUUUUUUUUUAAAAUGAUGAUGAUGGUCCCACCCAAAAUCUUGAUAUAAUUAUCUGUUGAGAAGAUGAAUUUACAAGUAUUCCGAUUGAGCUAUCCCUAGCUUACCUCAGGUUUCCACAUUAAACCCCUUGGAAUGACUUUGUUUUAUUCGAUCAAAAAUUCUUUUGCUUUUGUUCAAUCUCACGUUUCUCUAUGUUUGCCAACGCGCGCGGGCUCAAACUAUUGCAGACUUCACAAUUAUUUUUUAAAUUUAAUUGAAUAACUAAGAUAUAUAUAAAAGCAAAAAAAAAAAAAAAUACCAUCAUCACCAUAGUCUUGACAAGAAAAAUACACGGACACACAUACACUCAAAAGACAAUAAUUUCCUCGUUUUAUGAAAUAAUGAAAUAAUGAUGAUGAUCUCCUCAAAAAGUUUGUACUGUACGAGUUCUCUUGUUGAUCUUUAUGUAACAAUUAUUAAAAUAACCAGUAAGCACAUUGAAGUAAAAAACAAAACAAACGGACUGGUUAUAUUACAAACAUAGAUUCCUAAUUGAAGAACAAUUUAUGUUAUCAACAUAACGUAUUUAACCCAUGGCAUGUCGAGAGAAUUUCCAACCCGGGAAGACCCUGGACCGAUCGGGAAUUGAACCCCAUGCCUAUGUCAAUAUUAGCCAUGAACUUACAAGGGAAAUCCCACUUUAUCAGAUCCCCGGUCACGGCCUGCAUUUGCGAUCGUUUCCGAGUUCUGGUAGCUGAGCAAACCCAAGCCUAAUUCUAGCCAAUACUUCAGGCCCAUUACUUUACAUAUCCCAAGGCAUGUCAAGAAAAUUUCCAACCCGAAAAAAUCCUUGACCGAUCAGGAAUUGAACCCAAUACCUAUGUCAGCAUUAGCCUAAAAUUUACAAAGGAAUUCCCGCUUCACUGGAUACCCGACAACGGUCUGUUAAUCGUUUUCGAAACCAGAUAGCUGAGCAAACCUAAGCCUAAUUCCAGCCGAUACUUCAGGCCCUACAUUCAAUCUGGGGUAUAAACGUGUCAACCUGAAUCUGCAAUAAGAUCUGCCACAACACAGAAAAAUCUUGUUAUAAUUAUCUAUUGAGAAGAUGAAUUUACAAGUAUUCCGAUUGAGCUAUCCCUAGCUUACCUCUGGUUUCCACAUUAAACCCAUUUGAAUGCUUUCAUUAAAAAGAAUUGUUUUUGCAUAUGUUCUAUCUCAAGUUGUCUAUGUGUGCUAACGCGCGCGGGCUCAAACUAUUGAAGAUUUCACAAAUAUUGUUUAAGUUAACCAUCAUCAUUAUAGUCUAAAGAUAAGAAAAUACAAAUAUCCGUUAAACUUCGUCAUCUUACACACUAACAUUAAUUAUAUGCAGGGUCAAAAAUCUAAAUCAUGCUUCAAAAACUCUUUACAAAUACUACGGAAUAUUCGAAGGCUUGUUGCUGUCUUUGCUUCAUUUGGUAAUGUGUUAUACAGGCGAUAUCCUUUAUAAAAAAGUGAGUUUUGGGUACAUGACAUUCGAAAGUUCAUGGUUCUGAGGUCACUUGCUUGCCUUGUGUUAUAUCGGUGCAUAUCUCUUCCAUACGUUAUCGUGUUUUGUAAAUAGUUCGGUGUCAUGCCGCUAACCAUCUUAUAUAUGAACGUAAGAGUGCAAUAUUUGAUACGCUGUCCCACUGACAUCCAUUGUAGGCAUUCAAGCAUAAAUCUUCGUGGAGUAAGUCGAUCGCAUCUCAAUAUCAAGCGCAUGGCCUUGUUUUGAACAAUUUGCAUUCUAUUCAUUUGCCUCUUAUUUGCGAGAAAUAGCACAGAUGCACAAUAAUCGAAAUGUGGAGCGAUCAAUGCUUUGUAGAUGGUAAUUUUACUUUCAAAGGUCAAGAAUCGAUUAAUUCUACAAAGCACUCCAUAUUUUUGAGCUGCCUUCUUUAUAGUAUAGUUUAUAUGUUCGUCGAAGCGCAGCGUUUCGUCAAGAAUAACGCCAAGAUAUUUGAUUGAAGUCGUUCUUUCCACAGUUUGCCCAUCGAUAGUUAUACUAAGACUAUCACUGUCAAGAUUGCGUGUCGAUACUACCAUAUACUUUGUUUUGCUAAUAUUUAACUUAAGUUUUUUCCAUCUCAACCAUUCGUCUAAGUUUUGCAGUUCACGGUUCAUCUUGACGAAGCAAUCUUGCAAUGUCUCAGCAACAAUGAAUAUCACUGUGUCGUCAGCAAACAAGUUUACGUCACUGUCAUUUAACACCUGUUUAAUGUCAUUAAUAUAAAGCAAGAAAAGCAGCGGCCCCAGAACACUUCCUUGAGGUACACCCAGAUUCACUGGUCCCGCCGAUGAUUCACUGUCCCUGUAAAUAGUGAUUUGUGUUCGCCCGUUCAGGUAACUUUCAAACCAGUUCAAUACUGAACAGUACCAGAGUCUCAUAGGCACUUUGUUGUACGUUGCCGUGAGUACUAGACCUGACAUUUCAAUCGCAACCUCUCAGCUCUGUCGGGGGUGCAUCGAUGUGCAGCUGGAGUGCUUUGUGGACGCGGAUUGGGCCGGUGAUGUAUCCGAAUAUGUAGCAUUAGCGGAGUGUCUUCAGGAACUGCAAUGGGUAGGAAAGCUGAUGGAGAAUGUAGGAGAAAAGCUUGGUUUACCUAUAGUCGUAAAGGAAGACAACCAAAGCUGUAUAGCAAUAAGGAAAGCAGAUCGAAACGAGAAGAAGUCGAAGCAUAUCGACACGAAGUACAGCUUCGUGAAGGACCUGGUUCGUGAACAAGUCGUGCAGCUGCAGUACUGUCCUACUGAUCAGAUGGAAGCCGAUCUACUAACUAAACCGUUGCAAGCGGUGAAGUUGAAGAAGUUAAGAGAGGCGAUAGGAGUCAAUCCAGCCAUUGUUGAGGAGGAGUGUUGAACCCCCCCGGUUCGACUGACAGCAUUUAUUUCAGUCUGUCUCGUGUAGGCAACACUGCCUGUUUUGACAGUUAUCAUUACUUCCGCUGUGUAAUAAAAGAGAAAAUAAAAAUCAUUCUUGUGUUAGUCGUGUUUUCAUUUAGCUGUCCGUCCCGCCUGUCCUAGCGCUUUUACUCUACUAACACGCUUCAUUUACGAUACUUCAUAAAACAACUCUGCCAACUCUGUCGAGUUUACACUAGUUCUUCCGGCUUAUUUAAAACGUUAAGCCCUGACCGAGCUAGGAGACCAAAGAUGAACUUUUCGUUUGACUCACGUUGGUCCCUGCGGAUCAAUAGGGGACUUUUAUAAAAAUCAUUGUCCAUUUUAGUUGCUGUCGCUUCCAGUUGACACUCUCUAAACAAAAAGCCCAAUGUCGGUGCGAUGAAAUCAGCUCAACGUAUUAAUCUUUGGAUGAAUUAGAGUUCUCUUGAACAGUCGUCCAAAUAAAAGUUUUUUUGAGGUUCAUCCAUUUAAGAAAAUCAACAUGAUCAAAUUGUGAUAUUCGGCCUUAUUCUGCGUGGCGUGUGAGGUGAGAUGACAAUUGUCACUUAUGUCACGCGAUUCCACCAGGCGUAUGCCGUGAGAAAUCUCACUUGAAUGAACUCUCACUUUAUUCCCGCUCUCAAAUAUACGUGACGAUUGUCACAUGAACUGGGAUUUCUAGGUGACAAUCGUCGACAUGUCUUGAGGUGUCGACAGUGCAUGAAAACAAAUGAAAAAAGGAAGAGGAAUAAUAAGUGUUUUUUUGGGUCGUAUAGAAUCGAUAGUAAUGGUAUUAUAUGUAUCAAUAAAUUCAAUUUAUCUUCAAUUUUCACAGUACGAAAGACAAAUUGCAAGUAGUUUGUUUUUUUUGUGAAAGCGGUAGUGAGUCUGUUAUUCCUCAAUUGGACGAAUAAGCACACCGAAAUUAUUUUCAUUUCAUGAAAUCUAUUUAUUUUCUCUAAAAUAUAUCUAUCACAUGGAUCUUGUGUUUCAUCUAUCUAUCCGCGAGUCAUCGUCACCGAACUGCAUAUCCAUUUCAGAAGCCGUGGUAUAUGCCCGAGCCGGAGCCAGAGCAACAAUUUAACACUGAGAGUGCAGAGAGCAGCAGCAACUACGACCAAAACAAACAAAAAUGCUAAACUUUACAGGAUGCAAUCAACUGUUUCACCAAAUCUAAAUCAAAUACCUGCAAAUUCGGCAGAAUGUCCUGAUACACUAACAACAGGCCAGGUUAAAUCAGAUCUAUAGAUACGGUACUGACUGCAGCAAAUAGUGAUCCCCGAUAAUCGUUCGAUUAAUCGAUUAAUCGAAUACUUCCUACAGAAAUCGAUUAUUAAUCGAACGAAUACUGCACAACCAAUAAUCGAAGCGAACGAAUAAUUUACGUCGAUUAAUCGAUUCAAACCCAGAGAGAAAAAAACGUACGGCCGCUUCAGUUUUAUCAUGAAAAUCAAUCAUUAUCUUUGACGCUUCCCUAAGUUCGUAAACGAAGCUCAAUGCCGUCAACGCGAAUUGAGCUUCGUUUACGACUUUAUGGGAGCGUAAAAGAUAAUAAUUGAUUUUCAGGCGGAAUGAACACUUUUUAGAUUCCAUAUGGCUUUCUAGCAAAUGAGAAAUAUUAGUCUAAUUAAUUAUUUCUCUCAGUGUGACGAUUAAUCGAUUAAUCGAUUAUUUGGGGCGAUUAAUCGUAUCGAAUAAUAAACUACUGAAAACUAUUCGAUUAGCUGAUGAACGAUUAAUUUCAAAAUUCGGGGAUCACUAGCAGCAAAACAAAUAUCUGACCUCUCUGAGCGAAACAAAUAAAAUUCUGGGAUGCCAGAUGUUUUUUCUCAAAUAUAUGCGAUAAAAAUCUGAAAUAUUUGUAAAUAUGUGCUAAUGUCUGACAUACUGACCAGCUUCGUUUAUCAUAUGGAAUCAAUAAUGUUUUGUCACUAUUUUAAAUAGCCUGCAGCAGGAAUAAAAGGUUAUGAUAAAAGUUAAAUGUCUACAAAUUCGUGAACACAUGUGCUAAUGUGGCAUCUCUGAUCAGAUUUGGCAACCAGCAGAAUGAACGCCUUGUCACUUGCUGUUCAUCCUCUCACAUACAUCAAAUGAACCUCUCACGGCAUCCGAAACGACUGUAGGAAUAGAGUGAGGAGAGUUGCGUGAUGGUGAUGUGACAAUUGUCAUCUCACCUCACACGCCGCGUAGAAUCAGGCCGAUUAUGUACACGGCCACCCCGACCCCGCGUACGUAAAAGUGGCGACAAGGAAAAAGUUUGAUUGAGAACAUUUUGCGCGAGUGAGCAAAAGUGUUUCGCUAUCGGAAGAGUAGGAAGAUUGCCGAUAGCGGUAUGUUUUGGCCCGGAGUGACCCGCAACACCAAUCAGUGCCGGAAAAUGGACUGCAACAGGAUCCAGCAGUACAAAAUCUCCCGCCGGUAGUUAAUGCACAUCAACAGCAGUCGCAGCCAAUCAUCCGCCCGCCAAUGUUUCAGCAACAACAAUAACAUUUUCCACUGAUCGACCCAACGAUGCUGCAGUUUCGAUGCCACAGAUGCAACAGAUGUCUGGAUUACUCGAGAAUUAAUCAAGCAAACGAAACCAAAUUUGGCAUGUGGUGGUUUCAGGAUGCAAUAAAUGUUUCUAUGCUAGUUAGGCACUCCUCCCCUCUCUCUAAAGGGGGGCAUACAAACGAAACACAAAUUUUUGUAUUACUCGAGAAUUAAGUGCGAUUCACAUACAACACCCACGUCACGUUCACGUUCCGUCCCGUCACGUUGCGUCAAUUAUUCUUCCAAGCAGUUCUUAUGCAAACUUAUGCAAACACUUCGACUUGCCGUUGCUGAUGUAUGCGAAUGCUUCAAUAGGAAUUGCAUGGAAGAAUAAUUGACGCAACGUGACGUGGAUGUUGUAUGUGAAUCGCGCUUUAAUCAAGCAAACGGAAUCAAAUUUGGCAUGUGGAGGUUUUAGGAUGUAAUAAAUGUUUCUAUGGAGGUUAGACACUCCUUCCCCUUCUAAGAGGGGGCUGCCAUACAAAUGAAGCAUAAAUUUCUUCAUAACUCAAGAACUAAUCAAGCAAAUAGAGCCAAAUUUUGUAUAUGAAGGUUUAAGGGGGCAAGAAAUGUCUCUGGAGGUUUUAGGAGGCAAUACAUGUUUCUAAGGUGGUUUGACACUCCUCCCCCUCUCUACAGGGGGGGAGGGUGUCUGAAUAACUCGAGAACUAAUCAAGUAAAUGGAAUCAAACUUGACAUAUAGAGGUUUUAGAUAUGUAUAUGGAUCGCCGAAUGUGUUGAUAAGAGCAAAACUCGAGUGAGGAAUUGUCUGAUUUAGGGCUGUCUUUAUUCUAUCAUAUUUUCUGUAUCAAACAUUCAUUCCAUGUAACGGAGAACCAUAUUAUUUGCUAGUGGUUGAAAAAUUUUGAACGAGAAUUGUGUCCGAAAAUAAUCUGAUAUUAUAAUGACGAGUUUUGAUAGAAGUACUAGGAAUUUUAUAGUAAAAGGUAAUUUUAAAGUGUAGUAUUAGCGCUUGGAAAGAUAAGAGGAUUUCCUUCGAAGGAUAUCAAUUUCGACCGCAAAGGGUUAAAUUUCGUAGAUGCGAUAAUGGAAAAUAUCGAAGAUGGCGCUGUUGGCCACACCGCAAAUCGAAUAUAAUAUAUGUUUUGAGGAUUGGAUCAAGCGCUAGUAUAAGUGCGUUGCGGUCGAUG